Leishmania mexicana MHOM/GT/2001/U1103 is the source of this 852-nucleotide messenger RNA. RefSeq names its product putative proteasome beta-1 subunit. The coding region runs from base 1 to 852 and encodes 283 amino acids. The record is from RefSeq and is a predicted model, not a curated record. Gene Ontology annotation, molecular function: threonine-type endopeptidase activity. Gene Ontology annotation, cellular component: proteasome core complex. Lineage: Eukaryota; Euglenozoa; Kinetoplastea; Trypanosomatida; Trypanosomatidae. The transcript has a single exon.
AUGCUUCAGCGUCCUGAUCAUACUCUUCUGCAAGACCCUUCGUAUCCGAAGGAUAUCGAGCAGAAGCUGACGGAGAAUGGUCCAGCACAGGAAGGCAAGCAGUUGUUUAAGCCGGAUCCCGCCGUGAUUGAUCCGCAGCUAAGCGAGGCCGUCUCUCUGGGCACAACAAUUCUUGCUGUCUCGUACAAAGGUGGUGUUGUUCUUGCCGCUGACUCGCGCACUUCAUCCGGCACAUAUGUCGUGAAUCGUGCCAGCAACAAGCUGACGAAGCUGACGAAGAAGAUUUACUGCUGCCGAAGUGGUUCUGCCGCGGAUACACAGGCUCUUGCUGAGCGUGUCUCGAACUACCUUGGUAGCUAUCAAACCGAUAUCGGCGCAGACGUGAAUGUUGCCACGGCAGCGAAUCUGUUUCACAAGAUGUGCUAUGUGAACAGGUGGAACAUCUCGGCGGGCAUUAUCGUCGCUGGGUACGACCUGAUCAACGGAGGGUCGGUGUACAGCAUCCCAUCUGGCGGGUCGUGCGUGAAGCUCGACUACGCACUUGGCGGCAGCGGCUCCAUUUUCUUGUAUUCGUUCUUUGAUGCCAACUAUAAACCGGAUAUGUCAAAGAGCGAGUGCGUUGCCUUCUGCCAGCGCGCUGUCGCGCACGCGUACAGCCGCGACGGCUCCAGCGGCGGUCUGAUUCGUACGAUUACCCUCGACGCUGACGAGCCAGAGGACCAGACAGUCCCGUGGAACCGGUCACCCUACUGCAUGGAGAAGGAUCCCAAAUAUCAGGUGCAGGCCGUGCUGAACCCGCCCUUCAGCAGCAGCGCGAAGAUUACUGGAAAUCGGAUGUCUUCGACAGUGUGA